AUGAGCCUCGGGCCGAGGGGGCCUCGCGACGUCGUACCCGCUCUCCAGCACAGCAAGCAGGUCGGACGAAGUGGCCUCCAAGUGCAAAACAAAGCCAACGCGUCCCAGCUGGUAGGUUCAAGUCCGACACCCAAGGCUCCCACACCUCUAGAGGGCUGCAUGCUGCAGGGCAUCCAAUACGCUGGCUUGAGCUGCAGGCAGGGGUUGCUAGCGCUGCACCUGGCCUGGAAGGGUGUCGCGAUGGAGCUCUCCACGUGGGACAUGCAGCAGCGCACUGGACGCAGCGCAUCCGACGCGGGGAUUACGGGCGAAAGAGGGUGGAUGCAAGAAGAACCAAAAAAAUGGUGCCGUUGUAGGGAGCGCCGCGCUGCCACCGGCCAUGCAAUUGAUGCCUUUUGCGGAUGGCUGAGGGGUCAUUGUGAUGUGUCGUCUUCGCCAGCAAAUACGGGGCGUCAAGACCUGAGCCCGAAGGCUAAGGAGGUUGCUGCACAAGCCAAGCUGGGUCAGUCAGGCCAUCGCCUUGGCCACGGACGAUGUCAAGCACAAGUACCUGGCUAA
This is a messenger RNA of Purpureocillium takamizusanense, 558 nucleotides long. RefSeq lists its product as uncharacterized. The record is from RefSeq and is a predicted model, not a curated record. NCBI's taxonomy places the organism in Eukaryota, Fungi, Ascomycota, Sordariomycetes, Hypocreales, Ophiocordycipitaceae. The transcript has a single exon. Bases 1 to 558 code for a protein of 185 amino acids.